Molecule: messenger RNA, 2525 nt
Organism: Malurus melanocephalus (red-backed fairy wren)
Lineage: Eukaryota; Metazoa; Chordata; Aves; Passeriformes; Maluridae
Gene: VEPH1
Product: ventricular zone expressed PH domain containing 1
Exons: 14
Coding region: 123-2525 (800 amino acids)
Biological process (GO): regulation of signal transduction
Cellular component (GO): plasma membrane
Molecular function (GO): phosphatidylinositol-5-phosphate binding
Source: RefSeq, a predicted model, not a curated record
GAAGUACAGUUCAGAUUUAUCCUUCACACCCAACUGAUCACUCCAGGCCAGGACUGCUCCCGUUUUCUCCCCAGCUGAGUGUCCAUGCCCAUGGUGCCUGCUGAGGUUGACUGAGCGGGGCCAUGCAUCAUCUCUUCGGGCUGGUUUUGGCACAGAAGGACCUCUCCCGGGCCGGGGAUCUCUUCUCCCUGGAGGAUGCUGAGAUCGAAGGAAGCCUCUCUGAAGCUCUUGAGCAGAUCCGAAUCAUUAGCUCAGCUGCAGACUACCAGACCAACGACAACGACCAGGCRGUGGUGGAGAUCUGCGUCACGCGCAUCACCACGGCCAUCCGCGAGACCUCCUCCAUCGAGAGGCACGGCAAAGCCCUGGUGGAGCUCUGGGAGUCCUGCCUGGAGCACAACCUGAAGCCCUCGGGGAAAGAUGAGGAUGCYCCCCACGCCAAAAUUGCAUCUGACAUCAUGAGCUGUAUCCUGCAGAAUUACAACCGGCCUCCAGUGAUGGCCCUGGCGGUGCCGGUGGCAGUGAAAUUCCUGCAGAGGGGCAAUAAGGAGCUGUGCAGGAACAUGUCCAGUUACCUGUCCCUGGCUGCCAUUGCUGAGGCAGAGCUGCUGGCUGAGCACACAGAAACCAUCCUCAAGAGUGUCCUUCAAGGGAACUCGCUGCUGCUGCGGGUGCUGCCCGCGCUCUACGAGAAGCGGCCGCAGCCCAUCGUGGCGCGCCUGCGGGACCUGGUGGCACCCACAGCCCCGAGGGACCCGGCAGAGCAGCACCACCUCCUCCGGCUCCUGCACAUCGUGGCCAGGAACAGAGAACUCGGGGUGCUGAAGGAGUGUUUGCCGUUUUUAUUUGGCCACCUGAGAGACCCCAAYCACAGUGAGGUGAUUCUAAACAUCCUUCUGGAAAUAUCCAGCUACGAACCAGCAGCCCUGGCACCUUUCCUUCCAACUCUGAGGGAAAUCGGGGAGAGUUUUCCCACUUUGAUUGGGCAAACAGCAAAGAUCUUCGGAGCUGUUGGACACCUCGAUGAGGAGCGAGCCAGGACGUCUCUGCUGUACCUGGUGAGCCAGCUGGCCAACAUGGAGCACUCCUUCCACCACGUGCUGCUGCUGGAGAUCAAGAGCCUGACYGACAGCUUCCCCUGCAUCCUGGGCACGCAGAGCAGGGAGACAGAAAAUGACCCUGAAGAAAAGCGUCCUGUGCCACUGGAUGAUUUAAAAUCYGUCGUCAAUGGCAGUGAGGAAGAUGAAAAGCUCCAAGUUAAAAUCCAGGCUUUUGAAGAGAAAAUCAGUGUGGACAACAGCACCCCUGGCUCGGUGAGGAGAUACAGCCUGGGCCAGGUCUCCAAAGAAGAAAGGAAGGACCUGAGGUUUAACAGGUCCAAGAGCCUGGCCCUGCACACGCUGCGGAUGAAGGGGGUGAGCUCGGAGGGGGGACAGGACGAGGACAGCGGGGACAUCSCUGCUGGCAUCUCMUUCUCUGACAUCUACCUCAGCCAGGAGCAUGAGAAAGUGCCCUUUGGGGUGCCCCCCGAAGCAACACAUGUGGGGGACUCCCUGGUUUCACCCCAAGGCAUGGAUUACCCACCACCAGCCAAUGUGCUGGAAUUGAGCCUGGAAAAGGCCGUGGAAGGACGGGCAGAGGCGGUGACAGACCCUGGGGAGCACCAGGACAAGCUGUACCUGCACCUGAAGGCAAACCUGGGCAAGGUGAAGGARUUUGUGCUGGAGAUGGGCAGGAGGAUCCCCAUCCCGGAGCAGUGUGUGAUCGAAGAUGCUGUUCGGAGCUGUGUGGCAAAGCUGUUCUUCAGCUGUGCCCUCAAGGGUCACUACUGCCUGUACAGCAAGUCCAGUUUCACCCUGGAGAGCCGGCAGCCCCCACUCUGGAUCCACAUCAUGUUCCUGUUCCAGCAGAGCCUGUUCACAGAGCCCCUGCCCACCCACAGCAGCUCAGUGCAGGCACUCAAAACGCUGUGGGAGAAGACACAGCUCAAGGGGACGCACAGCUUCGAGACUGCCAUCAUCCAGCACACCUUCCCCCAGCCCAAGGACCUGGAGAAUGCUCAGCUGCACCUGGAGGAGGAGAGGUUCUUCGAUCUGUUUGGCUACAGCGAGGAGACAGGAGCCUGGCAGUGCUUCAUGUGCAACAACCCUGAGAGAGCAGCAGUGGUGAACCAGGAGGGGCAGCCCCUGAUCGAGGGCCGGCUGAAGGAGAAGCAGAUCCGCUGGAAGUUCAUCAAACGCUGGAAAACGCGCUACUUCACCCUGGCUGGCAACCAGCUGCUGUUCCGGAAGGGCAAAUCCAAGGACGACCCCGACGAGAGCCCCAUCGAGCUGAGCAAGGUGCAGAGCGUCAAGGUGGUGCCGAGGAAGCGGCGGGACCGGAGCGUKCCCCGCGCCUUCGAGAUCUUCACCGACAGCAGGAGCUACGUGUUCAAGGCCAGGGACGAGCACAACGCCGAGGAGUGGCUGCAGUGCCUCAGCGUGGCCGUGGCGCGGGCCCGCGAGCGCCAGAGCUGCGAUUCCUGA